AUGGCUAAGCAGAAAACAACAACCAAAUCUACCAAAAGGUAUAGGUAUUCAUCCUUUAAGGAUAAAAUCGACGACUUGCGAAUUGAACCUGCUAAAAAUCUGGAUAAGCGUGUUCAUGAAUAUGUUGAGUCUUCACAUUUUUUAUCCUCUUUCGAACAUUGGAAGGAAUUUAAUUUGAGCGGAGGGUUCAUCAAUUUUGCUAGAGAAAUUAAUGAUUUAGUACAAACCCUUCCGCAGAUAUUAUACCAUGCUGAAAAAAUUUUUGAUACACUCGUUGAAAAUAUUGGCAAGCAUGAUGAUAAAUCACUGCAACCUUUGCUUGAUUUGCUAUCUCAAUUUUGUCAUGAUUUAGGUCCCGACUUCUUAAAAUUUUAUGAACGAGCAUUAACCACUAUUAUAGACCUACUAGAUGAAGCCAUAUCAUUUGAGAAUUCUAGUGUUUUUGAAUGGGGAUUUAAUUGUCUAGCAUACAUGUUCAAGUAUCUAACCAGAUACUUAUCUCAAGAUUUACUACCGACUUUUAACCUUUUAUUUCCACUAUUAUCACACAAGAAGGAAUAUAUGUCCAGGUUUUCAGCCGAGGCGCUCUCUUAUUUAAUACGCAAAAUGAGCAGCACGAAUUUAUUUAAUUUCGUGGAGUAUGCUAUGGGUAAACUAGUUGAUACAGAGAGUAACAACUUUUACGAUGGUCUUCAGACACUUUUCAGUGAAUCUUUAAAAUCUACAUCCGAAUCAUUACAUUCUAAGUCUGGUACAAUAGUAGAUACACUAUUAAAGGUCUUACUAAAAAAAGAGCUUCAUGCAGUUACCGUAUCGCUAUUCAGCGAUGUUUUUAUGGAUAUUUCAAGACAUGCGUCCGCAGAGAAUAUUGCGCAAUUAUAUGAGCUAAUCCUUGGGAAAUUGAGCCAUUAUAUGGAGCAAGAGAGUGAAUCUGCUGAUCUAGACAAAAUAUCGAAAGUUCUAUCUGUUCUUGCCUUUGCUGAAAGUGGUAGAAAAGUUCCAAGCUGGGAUACACUCACAGAAUGUGUGAAGAUGGUAUUAAACCACCAAAAUAAGGAUUCUAUGUUACCAGAAACCACCUCAUUCAUGUUCGCAGUUAUAAUACGUAACUCUAAUGUGAGAACUCUAACCAGCUUUCACAAACUUGCUUGUGAAUAUUAUUUGGAACGGUACCCAUCGCAUUUUACUGAGUUCUUCAAGCUUUUAUUAGAUUCGGACAGUGAUAAAGUAAUAUCAUUUAACAUGAUAAAGUUUCUUCAAAAGUUUAUAAACAAUCAUUGGCAGGACAGCCAAAUGAAGUUGGCCUUAUUUUUCCUACACUUAAUUGAAAAGCCAGGCCUUGAGGAAAAAUUACACAUUUCGAUACCUGCUCAGUUCACCAAUCAAUUACUUGACGAUUUAAACCAAUUCAAAAAUGUUAUGGAAAGCGAUGUUUUAAUUCAAAUAUAUUGGAGAAUUCUUAUUAUUAAGAGGUCAACCGUCAAUAAUCAUCCCUCACUAAAGAGUCUGGCAGAAAGGUUGCUAUCUAUAAGUUCUCCUAAUGACUUCACUAAGGAUGUUGUUGGUAAUCUUCUUUUCUUUGUUUUCUCAACAGCUCAAUCCGAAGAAAAUCUAUUAUCUCAAGUUGUUGGCUCAUUUUGUAAAUUUCACGACAGCACAUUAUUCAUUGAGGGUGUAAAUCACAUCAUCUCUUCAGGACGUCUCUCUCCGCAUUUAUUGUUUGAUAAUCAAGAAAUUAUGAGCAGUGUUACAGAUAACUUGUUAUUACCGGACAGGAAUAUUCGUGCAGCUUCUUUGAGGUUGAUUAUGAAAAUGUAUUCAGCAUAUGGAAACCCUACACCUCAAAUUAUUAAUGAUCUUUCAAUUAUUGAGGAAAUUCCUUUGACAUUUGAUAACGGUCGUGAUAUCACAACAAGAAUACGGAAACUUGGUUCUGAUUUUUCGAAAUUAAAGCCUGGAAAACUGGUUUGUGAGAUAUUCUUCAAGCAUUUGUUUGGUCUACUAACUGUUCGCUUUUCUCCAAUAUGGGAUGGAAUAACAGAAAUCCUACCUCAAGUGUAUGAAAAGGACCAACGGUUAGUUUGGUGUUUGAUGUUGCAUCUUAUCAGGAUCCUUGAUAAUAACUCUCCUGCUGAUUAUUCCGGAAUCCAGUGCGCAAUUUCUGAUAGAGAUGUUUUCUGGAAAGUCAGCAUCAAUAGGUUAAACGACAGUAUUCAAGCUGCUGAUAAUAUAUUUGAGCUAUAUCACUCUCUUGAUUCAUCAUUUAAUGAUAUAUUGACUAGAAAUAGGGUCAACAAAGAAUAUCCUGGUAUGAUAAGAAAUCAAGCAUUAAAGCUGCUUUUGCUAUUGCCAAGUUUGGCAGAAAAAAAUUCAAGGGAUAUUGUUCCACUUUUACUGAAUUCAGAUUCUUCUGAUUUCGUUGAUAUUGAAGAGCCUGAAAAAACAUAUACGUCUUCUACAUGGUCAGAAAACGAUCGUAAUUUAUUGUUGAAAAUUUUUGGAAAAUUCAAAAAUAUUAAAGCAAUUUAUAAAUCUGAAGAGGUUCGUGAAAGAUUGCUUAUUUUAUUAGGUAGCAGGACAAUUGAAGCUCAAAAAUUAGCUCUUGGUGGUAUUUUGUGCUAUAAAGAUCCAGUUUUGGUGAAGUACAGAGAUAACUUAGAAAAUUUAUUGGACGACGCAUUGUUCAAGGAUGAAAUGACAAAGCUUCUUGCUACAGAUGAAGCUCGUAUGAUUGACGGUUCUUCUGAGGCUCGUUUAAUGCCGUUAGUCUUGCGCAUUUUAUUUGGUCGUGUUCAAACACCUAAUACAUCUGGUAUUAAGAAAAGCAGAAAGGCUUCGGUUAUAACUGUUUUGCCAGGGUUUAAAGAGAUGUAUGUUGCAGAGUUUUUGGCAUUGGGAUGUAAGCGUUUUAAUUUUACCUAUUUCUUUGAAAACUCCGGUAAAAUAGACCCAAAUGAAGCAACUGUAUCAGUUUUAAGAAGAAUGGUUGGUUUUGUGAACGUUGUUGGAUCGUCUGUCACUGUAUUGGGAUCUAAAUUCCCUCGUGCAAUAGAGACAAUUAUUAAACCGCUAAUUUACACCAUGUGUAUGUCAACUUAUGUGGUCGAACAGGGUAUGGUUGCUAAUAACAUUGACAAAAUUGCUGCAACUUUAAGGCAGCAAGCUAUGAAAUGUUUUUAUAAUAUAUUUGAACAACUUGGAGACGUACUAGACUGGGCUCCAUUAACUGCAGUCAUUUAUGAAAAUGUUAUUAUGCCUCGUAUUCCUAACUUUGAACAUGAAAACUUACAGCAACCAUCAUCCAUAAUGAAAAUAAUGACUUAUUGGACUAAGUUCAGAUCACUUUACAAGUUUCUUUACUAUGACAAUUAUUCUGCCGUACUGCAGCUGUCAAAUGUUCUGGCAAACGUAAACGCAAAAGAAUCUGUUGUUGCUGUCAUACUAGAUGCCUUCAACAACAUAAUUAAGAAUCCGGUCAAAGAAGAUGAAUAUGUGGAAUUGGUAGUCCUAGUUGCAUCGACAUCUUUGUAUGCAUUACCGGCAUUGUUGGAAAGACUAUCUGACCAAAACGUUUUGUCUAUAGUCAUUGACUUAUUGUUCAAUGUUACAGAAGGAGGGUAUAUACAAGGUGAUGAUACUAGAAGGCAGUUUGUCAGUUCUUUGGUUUCUUUCCUAGAGAAGGAUAUAUCCAUUCUAAAGGCAAAUGACAAGGAGAAAAUAUUUAGUUCUCUAGCCUUUUUGGUCACUUCUUUUAACUGUACUUGGAAAGAAAUUGAACCGUUAUAUUUGGUAUCUUCAAAGUACUACAGCACUUUCCAAGAAAAAAGUCUUAGACAAUCUCUAAACAAGCUUUUCAGUAGUAUUGCUUUAAGGUUUGGUGAAAUAGAACAGGUUGCUGAGCUUUUGACUGCCCUGAACUCUUACUCCACAUCUCGCAUUCAAGAAUACGAUUUUGGGUUAAUUUUGCCGGCAUUUAAAGUAUUUAUGGACAGCCAAUACAAAAGCUUUAAUGAGAGACAAUGGCUACCGAUAAUUUAUUGUAUGCUGUAUUUUAUUAAUGAUAAAAAUGAGCUAGCGAUUAGGACAAAUGCCUCACAUACGUUGAACCGCUUUGUUGAUUACAUGAAUACAAAAACAUCUCUUGAAGAUGCUAAGGGGUGUGCGGCCGUCAUAGAAGAAAUUCUUAUGCCUCAUAUCAAGUUGGGCCUCAGAAAGGCUACUGAAGAGAUUCAAUCGGAAUAUAUUACGGUUUUGUCAUAUAUCAUUGCAAAUGCGAAAUAUUUUAAAGAAUUAGACGAUGCCAAAGUGCUUUUAUUCAAUGACGAUGAAGAAGCUAAUUUUUUCACUAACAUCAACCAUAUACAGUUACAUCGUCGUCAGAGAGCAAUUAAAAGACUGGGACAAAUCAGUCAUCAGCUUUCUCCUAACACCAUAUCCCAAUAUAUGGUCCCAAUGAUCGAGCAUUAUGUAUUCUGCCACGAAGAGAAAUAUCGAAACGUUUGCAAUGAAGCUAUUGCUACUAUUGGCAUCCUUUCUAAUCAUAUCACUUGGAAUCAAUAUAAGGCGCUAUUAAGAAGGUAUAUUGCACUUUUGAAAUCGAAGCAAAGUCAUCUGAAAGAAAUUGUAUCUGUGAUAAUUAAUAUCACUUCAUCCUUCAAAAACUCUGCUGAAAGCCAGAAGAAUUUUGAUGAAAACAAGCCUAGCAUUGUGAAGUUUCCAAAGAAUUCAGAAGAACCAACGCAAUAUGUUAAAGCAGAAAUAUAUCCUGUAUUGCAUAAAAUUUUAAGUCAUAGGGAUGAAGAAACGAUAGUGGCUAGGAUUCCUUUGUCCCAAGCACUCGUCAAUCUGAUACUUGGACUAAGUCAAGAGGAUACAAUAUCGCUGCUACCCGGUAUACUAAUUAAUACUUGUCAGGUUUUGCGUAGUUCAUCUGAGGAAUUACGUGAAGCGGUGAGAAAAAACUUGAGCAGUAUCGCAACUUCUUUAGGUCCUGAAUAUGUUAGCUAUAUUAUACGUGAGUUGAAAUCUGCUUUAUCUCGCGGUUCCCAAAUUCAUGUCUUAAGUUACACAGUUCAUUAUUUGUUGAUGUCAAUUUCUAAAACCUUGAAUCAUGGGGAUCUUGAUGAUUCUGCUCAGCUAAUCGUAAACAUUAUUAUGGAAGAUAUGUUCGGGACCUCGGGACAAGAAAAGGAAGCAGAGGGCUAUGUUUCCAAAAUGAAAGAAGUGAAAUUUAAUAAAAGUUUUGACACGGGUGAAAUUUUGGCAGCUAAUAUAAGCCUAUCAAAGUUUGCAGUUUUGUUGCGGCCAGUUAAGGCGGUAUUGCAAGAGAAUCUUUCCUUAAAAAACCAGAGGAAGCUUGAUGAGUUAUUAAGAAGAUAUUCUCUUGGAUUAAAUCACAAUGAGGAGGCUUCUUCACCUGAUGUAUUGAUACUUUGCCAUGAAAUAUAUAUGCAAUCACUCUCCGAUCGUUCAAGCAUGAAGUCAUUGAAGGGAAAAGAACUAAGUGAGAAUGCCGAAUUUUUCUUAAUUGACCUCAAAGCUAAGAAUACUGUAGUACAAGCAGAAAAUUCCCACUAUGCAUUUACUUUACAGAAAUUCUCUUUGGAUAUCCUGAAAACAGUGCUUUCAAGGCAUUCAAAUCUUUUGCAAACUAAUUACCUAAACGGUUUUAUGGCUUUACUAAAAGAGGCGCUUACUUCCGAAAAUGAGGCUGUUGUCAUCAGUGCGAUGAGGCUGCUGAUCAUUAUUAUGAAAUUGGAGUUUGCAGAAGAAUAUGAGGAGAUCUUCAAAAGCUGUGCUAGAAAUGUUUUAAAUUUUGUUAAAGAUUCUCCCUCCACUUCAUCCGAGCUAUGUCAAACUGGUCUGAAGUUUCUAUCUUCCUUAAUUAAAUAUAAGGAUAUUAAGUUAAAAGAAACCGCUCUGGACUACAUUUUGGGUAGGAUCCAACCAGAUUUAAUGGAAUCCAGUAAACAAGGUCUAGCAUUUGCAUUUUUAAAAAGCUUACUCUCAAAGCAUGUCAUGUUACCAAAACUUUAUGAUAUUUUUGAUGCCGUUGCUGAAAUUAUGGUCACUAACCAUGCCAAGGAAAUUAGGGAUGUUGCUAGAAGUGUUUACUUCCAAUUUCUAAUGGAAUAUGACCAAAGCAAAGGUCGCCUGGAAAAGCAGUUUAAAUUCCUUGUGAAUAAUUUGCAAUAUCCCUCCCAGGAAGGAAGGCAAUCAGUAAUGGAAUUACUAAACUUGAUUAUUAAUAAAUCAGGUCCCGAACUGUUAAUGAAAUUAUCAUCUUCUUUCUUUGUUGUUCUAGCUAAUGUGGUUCUUAACGAUGAUUCUCCAAAAUGCAGGAAAAUGGCUACUUUGCUGUUAACGAACCUAUUCAAAAAGCUAGGACCAAAAAAUAUGGUUACAAUUGAGAAAUAUAUCUUAGCCUGGUUGAAACAAAUUGAAAACCCCUUGUUUAUUACCUUAGGCUUAAGGAUAUACAAGAUAUACCUGACUGUGUUUGAUGAUGGCGUUAAAAGUUUGCACGAAAUAGCAGUUGCGCGUAUAAAAUCAAUUAUUGCGGACACAGAAGUUGGAUCAGAAUCUAAGUGGGAGGAUGUCUAUACCGCAUUGGAAACGUUUGCAGUUUACGUGGAAAAGAAAAAGGAGAGUGUUUAUUUGAACAAUUUCAAUAGCACAUGGGACAAUAUUAUUGGUUGUCUAUUGUAUCCACAUGAAUGGGUUCGUUUGUCGUCUUCGCGCCUUGUGAAUGUACUACUCGAUAACAAAGACAGCUUGGAAACUCCAUUAAAUGACUACAAGAUUCAAACCAUUGCUUAUAGGUCCUUCCGAGUUUUGGGUGCUCCGUCUGGGACUAAAGAUGUGGGCUCUAAACAAUCAUCUGUUAAGGUUCUAGUCUCAAUUAUAAUGAAGUGGAACGCAAAUUACACCCCAUUUAUUCUCAAGAAUAAUGAUGAAGAAAACCAAUACGAGGAUGCAUUAGAUUUUGCAGUAUCAAGGACUGCUGGUAUUAUUAGAAGUGAGGAUAAUCCAGCUGAUUCUUCUGCUUCAAAAUUGGCCGCUAUUCAGCUUUUGGCUAUGAUUAUUCAGAUAUUAGACAAUGAGCAAUUAAAAAAGUACGCAGAGAAGAUAAUAUUGCCAUUGUAUACUUUUGUUGAAACGGGGGAUAUUAAGGAAAUCAGAGAAGAAGAUAAUGAGCUUGUAAACAAGGCUCAGGAGUGUAUGGAUAUUUUGGAAUCUAAGUUAUCGGUGUCUGAUUUUACCUCAGCAUAUUCAAAUGUGAAGCAACUUGUUUCACAACGGAGAUUUGAUAGAAGAGCAAGAAGAGCAAAUCUUGCUUUGAAUGCUCCAGCUGUAGCUGCUGAGAGAAAAUUGAAAAAGCAUCUCAGAUCAAGACAGAAGCGAAAGCACGAAAAAGAUGAAAACGGUUACUAUCAGAGGAAAAACAAAAAAAAAAGAGUAUAA
Messenger RNA from Eremothecium sinecaudum, 7464 nucleotides. RefSeq names its product Utp20p (gene UTP20). The record is from RefSeq and is a predicted model, not a curated record. NCBI's taxonomy places the organism in Eukaryota, Fungi, Ascomycota, Saccharomycetes, Saccharomycetales, Saccharomycetaceae. The coding region runs from base 1 to 7464 and encodes 2487 amino acids. The transcript has a single exon. Gene Ontology annotation, cellular component: small-subunit processome; nucleolus; 90S preribosome.